CCCAGGAGUGUUUGUCACCUGCUCCCGACGACUUGUUGAUUCCCAGGAGUAUCGCCGUUUUGGUCUGUAAGUCGAGUCUGGACGAAGAGUUAGCUCACCUUGCCCUGGCGCAGCCUGGGGGUGCUCCUGAGCGGUUCCCGGGUGCGCGCACACCCCCAGCCUCACAGCCAUGAGCAAGUUGGGCAAGUUCUUUAAAGGUGGGGGCUCCAAGAGCCGAGCGCCUCCCAGCCCCCAGGAGGCCCUAGCCCGACUUCGGGAGACGGAGGAGAUGCUGGGCAAGAAACAAGAGUACUUGGAAAACCGAAUCCAAAGAGAACUCACCCUGGCCAAGAAGCACGGCACGCAGAAUAAGCGAGCUGCAUUACAGGCACUAAAGAGAAAGAAACGGUUUGAGAAGCAGCUCACCCAGAUUGAUGGCACACUAUCCACCAUUGAGUUCCAGAGAGAAGCCCUGGAAAACUCACACACCAACACCGAGGUGUUAAGGAACAUGGGCUUUGCGGCAAAAGCAAUGAAAGCUGUCCACGAAAACAUGGAUCUAAACAAAAUAGACGAUUUGAUGCAAGAGAUCACGGAGCAACAGGAUAUUGCCCAAGAAAUCUCAGAUGCAUUUUCUCAACGGGUUGGAUUUGGUGAUGACUUUGAUGAGGAUGAGUUGAUGGCAGAACUUGAAGAAUUGGAACAAGAGGAACUAAAUAAGAAGAUGACAAAUACCCGACUUCCAAAUGUGCCUUCCUCCUCCCUCCCAGCACAGCCAGACAGAGUACCAAGCAUGUCCUCUGCACAUCGGUCCCGAGCAGUAUCUUCCAGGAGGACAGAAGAGGAUGAUGACUUCAAACAACUGGCAGCUUGGGCUACUUAAACUAACAUGGAAAUUUUUUACACCUAUUUUAAUGAGCUAUACAUAAGACAUGAAAAAAAUGUGCCCAGUUCAGAAGCUUAAAAGACUGUUUUAUAUUUGCACUAGAGGAAUAAUUAAUUAUCCUUUAAGCCUCAAAAGUAAAAGUUAUAAAAGGAGUCUCAUGUAGACAGAAUCAGGGGUGGAAAGGGGCUUUCUGGCAGCUUCUUGGAGGAUCCCUUCUUACUGAUAGAGGAAUUCUACCUUCAGCACUACUGUAUUUCUAAUUCUGGCACAUAGUUGGUGCUCUCUGUGUAUUUGUUGAAAGAAAAUUGAAUUCUGUUAACACAAAAAGCACAUAACAGUUUAUAAUUAAUUUCGGAGAGAUAUGUGUAGGAUAACUGGGGGGAAUUCACUUGUUACUAUGCGAAUGCAAGUUUACUGGUUGACCCAUGUUAGCAGAGAUGUAGCCCAUGGUAACUCUAACCACCCCACACCUCUUAGGAGGGACUUCAUAUAGAGAUGUCUUGUAUGAGUCUAUCCAUAGGUAGUUUCACUUGAGUUUUGCAGUUUAAAAUCUUAAAGAAGCUUUAAUUGACAUUUAUUAUGCCAAUUAAGCUUGGAAUGGGGCAAUGGAUGCAUUUCCCAAAAUGUCUGAAAGCACUAACAGCUUACACUGCUGAGCAAGGAUCCCCUGGGUGUAAUUUAGCCACUUAGGAAGCUGCGUUAACACUCCCAGGCCAUUAUGAUGCUGUUAUGGCUUCAGCGUGCUAAAUGUGUGAAUGUGCAUUCUUUUCUCUUUUGUACUCUGUGAUACAUUUCUUUAUACUUUACAGCAUAUUUCUUGUAAAUACAUAAAAAUAUAGACAAUUAAAAGUUUACCUUGAAUAAACUUUUGCCCAAUAUUUUUUGUAAAUGAAAGUAAAUUACAUAUUUAUGUAUUGCCCAUAAUAUGUUGUAGACCGUAACAUGACAAAUAUUAUUGUAUGACGCAUCCUAGUAACCCCUGCACUUGCUUAGCACCAUGAUGAAACGGAAGGAGCACUAGACCCAGAGGUAGGAGUUCUGGAUUCCAGCCCCUGCUUUACCACUAAUACAUUAUGGCCAGGCAUGUCCUAAACUGAAUCUUGGCUUCUUCACAGGAAAUCUAAUAGUUGGACUUCAUGAGAACUGAAAAUAUCAUCCUUCCCACAGCCUUGUUCCAUAAGCUUUUCUCCUUGGUAAUUUUUCCACCCUCCACAAUACAGAGACCAAAUCUUACUGAUCCCUUAAAUCUUAGUUAAAGCACUUUGGGUUUGGGGGAUUUUUUUCCUGACUGUACAGACUAAAUCAAGACUCUCCAUUACCUGCCUUCAUAGGACUCUGCUUUCUCUCCUGUCACUUAUCCUGGCUUGUGUUGCACAUUUACCUGAAUGAUUACUAAACUAUUGUUGCUCUUCCCUGCCAGACUAUGGUAGCCAUGAAGGCACGAACUGUGGGUAGUUCAGUUCAAUGGUGUAUCCCCCGCACUUAUAUACAGUAGGCAUUCCAUAAAUAUUUAUUAAAUAACUAUUACAUUUGACAUCUUUUGAACCAUGAUAUAAUAAUAGUACCAACCUUCCACCCUCAAAAAAAUAAAGAAAUUGGACAAGAGUAUGAAACAAUAGACUGCACUAGAUUAUGAUUCCUGAGAGAAGAAAACAAAUGAAGUAUUUCCAAUGUCCAGCUGAGGUUGUGGUGGUGGUGGGGAGGCAGCAAGAAGCGCCCUGGAGGUCUGCAGAGAGCUUAUUGUUGGACAUGGACCCAACAUAACAUCAGAACCUUGUGGUGGGCCUUGGUUUGGGCAGUACUGUACUUUGUGCUUUGUAUUUUUAAAUAAAAUCUU
Molecule: messenger RNA, 2702 nt
Organism: Talpa occidentalis (Iberian mole)
Lineage: Eukaryota; Metazoa; Chordata; Mammalia; Eulipotyphla; Talpidae
Gene: CHMP4C
Product: charged multivesicular body protein 4C
Exons: 5
Coding region: 170-862 (230 amino acids)
Biological process (GO): vesicle budding from membrane; late endosome to vacuole transport via multivesicular body sorting pathway
Cellular component (GO): cytoplasmic side of plasma membrane; ESCRT III complex; multivesicular body
Source: RefSeq, a predicted model, not a curated record